AACCCCUACCUACCGUGCUCACACAUACAAUCGACUGUCACCACCUCUCCCUACCCAAGAUAUUCGCCUACCUGCCCCAGGUAGCCAAUAUGAUAGCUACCUGCCUAUAUUGUGUAGAUAGCUCAAGUCAUGUUACGAGCAUUUACAUGCAUGUAUGCAUUUGUACUUCCAUUGUCAACAGUCUAUGAAGCCUCUCUUGUGACAAAAGCCUUCUUUUCUACUCUCUCCCUAGUCAGCCGGCCGUCUUCGCUGCAUCGCUCUGACUGCAACUUGGCUGCGCCGGCGACUUUGUUGCUUGUGUUGCGCAGCCAACUUAAAAAGAACCAACUACCUCGCCUUAUUUCCGACCCAUUGCCACUCUGCCGCCAAAAGAGAGGGUUGACAGGUCACGGUUGUGGUGUUGAUCCACAAACUCCUGCAUACCCCUGGGGAGCCAAUGAGUUACUGAGUUGGGGGGUUGAGUUUAUGGCCGCCGCCGUGGGCGAGGGGGAGAGGGGGAGAGCGAGGGGAGAGGAGGCGGGAGCAUGGGGGUCCGAGUUUGACCGACCGCAGCGAAGACACCGACAACGCCGGGUCCCCGUCUCACCCACGGUCGUGGUAUCCCUCGAUCUCUACUAUGCAGUAACUUGUCAAUAUCCCCCGGAUCCCUCAGCCUCUUGUCGACAUCCUUUCUCAGAUUUCCCCGGCGCCUGCAUCCCAUAUCGUCAACAAUCCAAGCCAUCCAUCCUGUGGCGUGUCGGUAUCCCGUAGCAUCAGCUUAAUUUUCUUGGUCUGUGAUGUUAGAGAUGCAGACAGCAGGUGGGCAGACAUUUGGUCAGGGGCGAGCAGUGGUGAAAAGUAGUAUUGCUAGGAUUUCGGAAAACACAGUGGUCCAAGUCCUCUAGCAAGCCUGCAUCGCAAACAAUCGGCCAUGCCUCUGUUUAUUGCCAUCC
Lasiosphaeria miniovina is the source of this 932-nucleotide messenger RNA. RefSeq lists its product as uncharacterized. The transcript has a single exon. The record is from RefSeq and is a predicted model, not a curated record. NCBI's taxonomy places the organism in Eukaryota, Fungi, Ascomycota, Sordariomycetes, Sordariales, Lasiosphaeriaceae. The coding region runs from base 130 to 750 and encodes 206 amino acids.